This is a messenger RNA of Aspergillus ibericus CBS 121593, 708 nucleotides long. Its product is annotated as ubiquinone-binding COQ10-like protein. Gene Ontology annotation, molecular function: ubiquinone binding. The annotation marks the transcript as partial. Gene Ontology annotation, biological process: ubiquinone biosynthetic process; cellular respiration. Lineage: Eukaryota; Fungi; Ascomycota; Eurotiomycetes; Eurotiales; Aspergillaceae. The record is from RefSeq and is a predicted model, not a curated record. Gene Ontology annotation, cellular component: mitochondrion. The transcript has a single exon.
CGCCACCUCACCACCAAACCAACCCCAUCACCAACUUUCCACCUUCGCAAACCCUCCACCAGACCAACACUCCAGAACCACACAACAACAACAACAACAACCACCCUCCUCCGCCCCCUCACCCAAACGCAAACCCGCCCCUUCCUCUCCUCCCUCCUCCCCGGCUCCUCCUCCUCCUCCUCCAACAACACCAACAAACGCCACGUCUCCGCAACCCGCACCCUCCCCUACCCCCCAGGCCCAUUAUUCCAAAUCAUCUCCUCCGUGGAAUCCUACUCAUCCUUCCUCCCCUUCCUAACCGCCUCGACCGUGACGCACCGCGACCCGGCCACAAACUACCCCACCCGCGCCUUCCUCACCGUCGGCUACGGCCCGCUCAGCGAAACCUUCACUUCAAAGGUCAUCUGCGACGAGGAGAAUCAUAUUGUGGAAGCGAAGAGUGGGAAUGUCUUUGGGGUGGGGAAGAAGGAUGGCCAGGGGGAGGCCGGGUUUCCCGGUGCGGAUGAGGGGAUCUUUGAGUAUUUGAGUACGAGGUGGGAGUUGAAGCAGCUGGGGAAGGAGGGGGAGGGGACGGAGGUCAAGUUGGAUAUUCGGUUUGAGUUUAAGAGUCAGUUGCAUGCGAUGUUGAUGGGGAAGGUGGAGGGGGAGAUGGCGGGGGUGAUGAUUCAGGCUUUUGAGAGGAGGAUUAGGGCGGUUUUGGGGGAUAGA